Messenger RNA from Acanthosepion pharaonis, 1731 nucleotides. The record is from the annotation of a GenBank genome assembly. Lineage: Eukaryota; Metazoa; Mollusca; Cephalopoda; Sepiida; Sepiidae.
AUGGAGGCUACUCCAUGGCGGGCUCAGGCUCUGGCUCUAUCUAUCUAUCUAUCUAUCUAUCUAUCUAUCUAUCUAUCUAUCUAUCUAUCUAUCUAUCUAUCUUUUUCUUUGAACUUCCAAUUCUUAAAUAUCUCAGCAGUAUUAUUUUCUCCUAUUAUUUUUCUAUCACUCCUUGCAUAUCAUCUAUUAUUUUUCUAUCAUCUAUUCCCAUUCAUUAUCUAUCUAUCUAUUCUUAUCUAUCUAUCUAUCAUAUCUAUCUAUCUAUCUAUCUCAUUUUUCCUUUUUUCAUCAUCUAUCUAUCUCAUAUCUUCAUCUAUCUAUCUAUCUCAGUCUUUUCAUUAUCUAUCUAUCUAUCUAUCUCAGUCUUUUCAUUAUUCAUUUCAUCUAUCUCAGUCUAUUCAUAUCUAUCUAUCUAUCAGUCUUUUCAUUAUUCAUCUAUCAAUUUCUAUCUAUUCUAUCUAUCUAUCUAUCUAUCUAUCUCAGUCUUUCAUUAUCUAUCUAUCUAUCUCAUCUUUUCAUUAUCUAUCUAUCUAUCUAUCUCAGUCUAUUCAUUAUCUAUCUAUCUAUCUCUUUUCAUUAUCUAUCUAUCUAUAUCUAUCUCAGUCUUUUCAUUAUCUAUCUAUCUAUCUAUCUAUCUCAGUCUUUUCAUUUCAUCUAUCUAUCUAUCUAUCUAUUUCAUUAUCUUAUCUUAGUUUUUUCAUUAUCUAUAAUUAUCUAUCUAUUUUUUAUCAUAUCUAUCUAUCUAUCUCCAUCUAUCUAUCUCAGUCUUUUCAUUAUCUAUCUAUCUAUCUCAGUCUUUUCAUUAUCUAUCCAUAUCUAUCCAUCUAUCUAUCUCAGUCUUUCAUUAUCUAUCCAUCUAUCUAUCUAUCUAUCUAUCUAUCUAUCUAUCAUAUCUAUCUAUCUAUCUAUCUCAGUCUUUUCAUUAUCUAUCUAUCUAUCUAUCUAUCUCGGUCUUUUCAUUAUCUAAUUAUCUUAGUUUUUCCUUUUCUAUCUAUCUAUCUAUCUAUCUCAGUCUUUUCAUUAUCUAUCUAUCUAUCUCAGUCUUUUCAUUAUCUAUCUAUCUAUCUCAGUCUUUUCAUUAUCAUCUAUUCAUCUAUCUAUCUAUCUAUCUAUCUAUCUUUAUCUCAUCUAUCUCAGUCUUUUCAUUAUCUAUCUAUCUAUCUAUCUAUCUAUCUAUCUAUCUCAGUCUUUUUCAUUAUCUAUCUAUUAUCUAUCUAUAGUUUUUCCUAUCUAUCUAUCUAUCUAUCUAUCUCAUCUUUUCAUUAUCUAAGUUUUCUAUCUAUCUAUCUCAUCUUUUCAUCUAUCAUCUAUCUUUUCAUCUAUCUAUAUCUCAGUCUUUUCAUCUAUCUAUCUAUCUCAGUCUUUUCAUUAUCUAUCUAUCUAUCUCAGUCUUUUCAUUAUCUAUCUAUCUAUCUAUCUCAGUCUUUUCAUUAUCUAUCUAUCUAUCUCAGUCUUUUCAUUAUCUAUCUAUCUAUCUAUCUAUCUUUUCAUCUAUCUUUUCAUCUAUCUAUCUAUCUCAGUCUUUUUCAUUAUCUAUUAUCUUUUCUAUCUAUCUAUCUUUUCAUUAUCAUUAUCUAUCUAUCUAUCUAUCUAUCUAUCAUUAUCUAUCUAUCUAUCAGUCUUUUCAUUAUCAUCUAUCUAUCUAUCUAUCUAUCUAUCUAUCUAUCUAUCUAUCUAUCUAUCUAUCUAUCUAUCUAUAUCGUGCCCUAUAAAAUUCAACAGCCACACUAG